AGCUCACCCCAGCCUCUCUCUCCCUCUCCCUCCCUCUCUCUCCGCCAGCCACUCCGACGCCACACACACGACACAGCUCUCAGUGAAGCGGGGAGCUCUGUCAGGGGUGGCGCUGGCGACUCAGUGUGAAGGAAGAGUUAAAAAGAAAAAAGAAAAAAGAAAACUGUUCUGAAGAAGUAGUGUUGGGUUUCGCGUUGUCAGUGCCUGUCUGUGUGUUGGCGCGUGUGUUAGUGUGUCUGUGAGGAGUGGGUGUUAUUCCUAAAGCAUCACUCCUCUCCUGCCUGCCAUCUCGCGUCCCGUCUACUUCGCCUUGUCUCUGAAAACAUCUACUACUACUACUACUACUACUACUACUACUGGCGCUACGAGGAUAAGAUAGAAGGUGUGCUCGUCGCGGCCCGGCAGGUCUGUGGCUCCAGGCCCCGCCCCCCCCGCCCCGCAGCAGCCUCCCCUUCGCCGCCGCCGCCGCCGUCAGGUCUGGCCGCGGGAUUUAUACGUCUUACCCGGCGCGCCGCUAUCAAGGUUACGCGCCGCUAUCUGCUGAUAAAAAAAACGCGGCCACUCACUCCUUCCUCAGCGUGGUCACAGUCCCUGGUCGCCGCCGCCUCGCCACAGUCGCCGCCCCGCCGCCUUCGUGCCGAUCCUACAGCUCCCUAUCACGCCCCACGCCCACGCCGCGUCAACGCCUCCAGACUGGUGCAUAUCGGCCCGCCCCCGUGAGCCAGUCAGGUCCCAGGGAGGGCGAGGCAGCCGCGAGUGACGCGCCAAUGGCCGCCACCAUGAAGAAGGCCUUCACGCUGCUGGUAAAGACCGGGGACCAGGAGGGCGCCGGCACGGACGCCAACGUGUGGGUGGUGCUGGAGGACGAGCAGGGCCGCGCCACGCCGCGCAUCAAGCUCGACAAGAUCUUCUACAACGACCUGGAGCGGGCCAAGCGGGACACCUACAACGUGGAGUGUCCCGAGGACUUCGGCCGCGUGGCGCGCCUCAAGCUGUCCAGGGACAGCAGCGGCAUCGCCGACGACUGGUUCUGCGACUACAUCCACGUGGAGGACCGGCGCCCCAACACCAGCGCCAAGCGGAGGGUGUCCAAGGAGCACGGCACCAAGGCCAUCAGAAACUUCCUGGGCUCCGCCUACCUCAAGAACAACCUGAGCGAGGAUAAGACGCUCUACUUCUUCCCCAUCCACCGCUGGGUGGCCCCGAGGAACGACUACCUCUUCCACGAGUACGCCGUGUGCCUGCCGCAGGACGACGUGACCCAAGAGGCCAGGAAGGCCGACCUGGAGAAGAAGCGGGAGUCCUACAAGUUCAUCGUGCACGCGCCCGGCAUGGUGGCCCAGAUCGAGAACCUUCCGAGCGAUGAAAAGUUCUCCGAGGAAUACUACUGGACCUUCGCCAGCGAGAAGAUCAGUCUGCUGGCCAAGACGAAGCUCAUCGAGUGGACCACCACCAAAUGGAGCACGCUGGAGAGCAUGAGGAGCGUGUACAAGAAGUCCCUGGGCGAGCCUGGGUGUAUCGAUGUGUGGAAGACCGAUCGCUGGUUUGGCCUUCAGCGACUCCAAGGCGUCAACCCUCAAGUCAUCCGCCUCUGCAAAGCCAUCCCGGAAAACCUUGACGUGACCGAGGAGACCGUGAGUGGCCUGCUGGAGGACCUGACCCUUGCCGAGGCGCUGGAGAAGAACAAGAUCUUCCUCUGCGACCUCGAGAUCACCGACAACCUGAAGUGCAAGGAUGACCGAGAGCUGUGCUCCCCGCUGGCGCUGUUUUACCUCCAGAAGAACAAUGAACUCAUGCCCGUCGCCAUCCAGCUCAAGCAGAAGAAGGGCCCAGAAAACCCGGUCUACACCCCCAAGGACCCGCCCAACACCUGGCUCGUGGCUAAAAUGUUCUACAACAACGCGGAGGCCCAGCACCACCAGGCCCUCACACACUUGGGCUACACGCACCUGCUCAUGGAAGGCGUGGUCAUCUGCACCCAUCGUAACUUGUCCCCUUCGCACCCACUCUUCAAACUCAUGGCCCCGCACUUCCUCUUCCUCCUCGCCAUCAACACGCGAGGUCUGGAGAAGCUGGUGUCCCUGGGCGGAUGGGUGGACACUUGCAUGACCCAGGGCGUGAAGGGCAUCUUUGAGCUCAUGAAGAGAGGUUUUGACCGCUGGAGGUUUGAUCGUGAGGGGCAGGUGGAGAAGGAGCUUGAGGCCCGUGGAGUGCUGGACCCAGAGAUCCUCCCAUACUACCCCUACAGGGACGACGCCAUCCCCCUCUACAACGUUAUCAAGAAAUAUGUCAACAAGGUCGUCAGGCAUCACUAUGACACUCCCGAGAAGCUGGCCGACGACUGGGAGCUCAAGUGGUGGCGUGAGGAAUUGGUCAAGGCGCGCGACAACAACGGCGUGGGGCUACAGAAUGUUCCCGGCAAUGACAAGGACGGCUUUACCAGCGUGGAGGAAGUGGUUGAUGUGGUCACAGCCAUCAUCGCCACGUGCUCCCUCGGUCACGCGGCAGCAAACUUCCAGCAGUAUGAACAGUAUGCCUUCGUGCCCAACUACCCGGGAAUCCUCAUGGGAAGGGUGCCCACGGAGAAGAAAGACUACACUGAACGGGACAUCAUGACCCUGCUGCCGGACAAGAGGAUGACCCUGGACAUCAUGGUCAUCACGAAGCUUCUGUCAAGUCGCGGGACGAACAGCCUCGGGAACUUUGAGAUGCAGUACCUCUAUGACCCUGUGGGAGUGGAGGCGGCGGAAGAGUUCAGGAAGGACUUGAAAAAGCUCAGUCUGGACAUGAAGAAAUCCAACAUCGACCGCCAGUGGAAGUUUGACUGGCUGGACCCGGACAUUGUGCCAAACUCCAUCAGUGUGUGAGGUGACUUCCCGGGCCGACCGAGACCUGAUCAACACCUCGGUCUACCCUAAAAACACACCCUUCUCCCUCUAUGAUGAUUUCCCAAGACCACAGAGGGGAUUAAUUGGGUUUCGAGGGGUGAUAUUUCCAUUCAGAAGUCGGGUAAAACUAUCGCUGGGAUCACAAAACAGUCCAUUUCCCCGAGCAACACCACUCCAUAUCCCUUCUCCCUCUACAACAAUUUCCCAAGGCCACAGAGAAGGUUAACCGGGUUUCGAGGGGUGAUUUUCCUGUUCCAAGAUGCAGAAGUCGGGUAAAACUAUCACCGGGAUCACAAAACAGUCCAUGGAAAUCCCAGGAACUUUUACGAGAGGCUUUUCAAACUGGCGAACUUUUAAACAACUUCUUCCCAGCUGCCGUCCCUUUCGUGCAGUCUCAGCCUCACAUCGGACAUACUCGUGUGUUUCCUUAAUGAUUUCACAAAGUCUUGGUGCACAAUCCAUUCCCUGUUCUCCAUGGUUAGGUAAGGCAGAGAUGAACUGAUUUGGGUCUUAAAAGUUUUCAUCUUGUAACAUUCAUCCUUCAUUUCCUCAUCCUUAUUCAACUAUUCUAUCCAGAGAUGAUUUUGGGGGGAAGUCUCAUAGCACAAUCUGUUCUCUAAUCUCUGUACUCAAUGGUUAUCUAAUGCAGAGAAGAACUGAUUUGGGUCUUAAAAGCGUUCAUCUUGUAACAUUCAUCCUUCAUUUCCUCAUCCUUAUCCAGUUUUUAUAUCCAGAGAUGAUUUUGGGGAAGUCUCGUAGCAAAAUCCGUUCUCUGUUCUCCAUGGUUAGGUAAGGCAGAGAAGAACUGAUUUGGGUCUUAAAAGCAUUCAUCUUGUAACAUUCAUCCUUCAUUUCCUCAUCCUUAUCCAGCUAUCCUAUCCAGAGAUGAUUUUUGGGAAGUCUCGCAGCAGAGUCUCAUCUUGUGCUGCCAAUGAUAAGCCUUCAGAUUUGGGUGCUAUUUAUACUCAUCUUUCAGUCAUCAUCCUUCAGCCUCAUCCUUAUUCAGCUAUUACUAUAUCUAAAGAUGUUUUUUUCCAUGUGGUAAUUCUGCUCUGUGAUUCUGUCCACGGCCAACGGAGCCUGUAGACUAGUUGUAUAUAAUAUUGUUACAGUUAAUUUUACAUUCUAUCCAGACGGCUUAGUUCAUAGGGGGCAUGUACCAUAUUCCUUGCACUACCAUAUUCCAGAUAUCUAUAGUCGUCAAGUGUUGUAUUGAGAGAUGAGAGGGAUUUAGUUCAAGCUUAAUGGGAGAGAAAUACGUGCAGAUAUAUUGUAGGUGUGACAAGGGUUGUUUUUCAAGGGCAUGAGGAGGCUAUGUUUUCCACUCAUCUCAAGCUGUUUGGUGGGCGGAGCAAUCCACUGUAGACAGAUGGAGUAUAAUUGUUGCUCGUAUAUUCAACACAUGAGUUUCUGGGACGAUGAAUGUUUAGUUAAAAGCAUCACUAAUAUAUACACUCUAAAAGAUGCGUCUCAUUAUAUAAUUGUUGCUCGUAUAUUCAUCACACAAGUUUCCGAGAUGACGAAUGUUUAGUUAAAAGCAUCACUAAUAUAUACACUCUAAAAGAUGCGUCUCAAUAUAUACAGAGGUUCCUGGAAAGCCACGUCCUGAAACUGAUCUUGCGUUGGAAUUUAAACUUGUAAGGACUUUCGAGAGAUGAAGUUCAAUUUGUCGUGUUGUAGGGUCAGAAAACUUAUAUAUAAAAAUGUCUGAUGAUUUUUUAUGAUUUAUUGUGUAUGAAUUUUCUGGCCCUUGAAUUUUCUGGGCCUUGAAUUUCCUGGGCCUUGAAUUUUCUGGCCCUUGAAUUUUCUGGCCCUAUGAUUUCCUGACCCUCAAAUUUUCCAUGCCAACAAUUUUCUGGCCCUUGAAUUUCCUAGCCCCUGAAUUUCCUGGCCCUUCAAUUUUCUGGCCCUAUGAUUUCCUGGCCCUCAAAUUUUCCAUGCCAACAAUUUUCUGGCCCUCCAAUGAUAUGCAAAAUACAGGAGGCAGGACACAGAUCUUCCCGACUCAUCCUUCACGCUCAACAUUGCCUGCCUGCCUGCCUCUCAUCCUCCCUGCAUGAUCAUGGUUCCUGUCACACAACAAGGCAUCGCUGUAUGACUCUAUGUUCGUUAGCAUCUGCAGAGUUUAUGACGCCCCUUGCUGUAACGCCAGGGAAUUUCGACAUCUUAUAUCGUAGCUAAACCAUCAUGUCCCCCGAGGAUGUAGCGCAGAUGGUUUUCCUUGGGUUGCGCUGUGUGUAUAUAUGUUUUACCUCCCCUUUGAUCAUUCAUGUGACGCCCCCGACGGGUUGUAAACAGUGUUAGGCAGAUCUCGUGUUGGUCUCGGCCGCGUGCCUUGUGUUGUGUUGCCAAUGAUCGCGUCGCCCAAUGCUCAGCUCAGUGGUCCAUGGCUUGCAAACCUCCGUGACCAUAUAUACUGAAUUUGUGGAUGUAAUCUAUUUUUCUAUAUAAGCCUCUUACAAUAAUAAAGUUAAGUUUUUCUAUAA
Messenger RNA from Eriocheir sinensis (Chinese mitten crab), 5374 nucleotides. RefSeq names its product allene oxide synthase-lipoxygenase protein-like. Bases 768 to 2867 code for a protein of 699 amino acids. The record is from RefSeq and is a predicted model, not a curated record. The transcript is spliced from 14 exons. Gene Ontology annotation, molecular function: metal ion binding; oxidoreductase activity, acting on single donors with incorporation of molecular oxygen, incorporation of two atoms of oxygen; protein binding. Gene Ontology annotation, biological process: lipid oxidation. Lineage: Eukaryota; Metazoa; Arthropoda; Malacostraca; Decapoda; Varunidae.